Molecule: messenger RNA, 1302 nt
Organism: Lachancea sp. 'fantastica'
Lineage: Eukaryota; Fungi; Ascomycota; Saccharomycetes; Saccharomycetales; Saccharomycetaceae
Source: the annotation of a GenBank genome assembly
AUGGCACCUCCUAAGAAAAGCGUUAAGAUGGACCUUAACUCGUUCUUGAACGACGAGUCCUUUGGUGAAUCGUGGGCUGAAGAAGAAGUUGAUUUGGAAAAGAUCAACAUUCCUACUCAAUCGACAAGAAUGGGAGCCAAACCAGGCUUGGAUUCGUUUGGUGGUGGUUUCGGUGGCGGUAAGGGAUCACGUUUGGAUCCAGCGUUGGGAAAUGAGAAAACGGACAGAGUGCAAUACGAUAUCCCCAAUUACCCACCCUACAGAGCUGUGAUCAACAAUUUGCCGUGGGAUGUAUCUGAGGAAGGUAUCAAGGCGUGGGUGGAAGACGGUUUGAACCGCCCAGGUGCUGUGGAAGACUUGGCAGCGCCCAAGGACUACAACGAACCUUCAAGACUAAAAGGGUUUGCAUUUGUAACCCUUUGCGACCGUGAGGCUUUAGAGGCUGCUCUAAAAUUCAAUGCUACCAAAUUGAACGAGCGUACCGUUUAUGUUUCCGUUGCUGCCCCUAACAAAGGUGGUUUCAGAGGUGGUGACAGAGGUUUCGACGACAUGGACUGGGGUGCCGCUAGAGGCUCCGCCUUCCAAGGCUCUUCCAGAAGAGAAGAAGUUGAUAUCGACUGGAGCAGUGCCAGAGGCUCUGGUUUCCAAGGCUCCACUGACAGAAGACCAAGAGCAGAAGAACCAAACUUGGACUGGGGUGUUGCUAGAGGCUCUGGAUUCCAAGCGUCCAGCGAGAGAAGACCAAGAGAAGAAGUGAACCUCGACUGGGGUGUUGCCAGAGGUUCUGGUUUCCAAGCCUCUAGUGAAAGGAAGCCUAGAGCUGAAGAACCAAACUUGGACUGGGGUUCUGCCAGAGGCUCCGGUUACCAACUGCCAAAAGACAGAAAGCCAAGAAGAGAAGAACCCGAUCUAGACUGGGGUUCUGCCAGAGGCACAGCCUUCCAUGAGAGACCUGCCAGAACCGAAAGAAAAUCCAGACCUGAACCAGAAUUGAACUGGGACGGAGCUCGCGGCUCCAACUUCGGUCAAUCGCGUUCGAACUCGAGACAAACCGGUGCUAAGCCAACUGCUAAGAACACUACGACUAACAAGGCUCAGGAAGGUCCAAAGAUUCAAAAGUCGGCAUACGAUGUUCUUUCAACAGAGGAUGAUGAUGAAGAAGAAGAAGAACAAACAGAAGCAACAUCCGCUCCAAAGGCCUCUGAAAAAGACACGUCCGUCGAAGACGUGACCAAAUCCACCGCUGAAUUGUCGGUAGCUGGUGACGAGGAUCAAGAAUGGGAAACUGUUGGCAAGAACUAA